Ceutorhynchus assimilis (cabbage seed weevil) is the source of this 3128-nucleotide messenger RNA. NCBI's taxonomy places the organism in Eukaryota, Metazoa, Arthropoda, Insecta, Coleoptera, Curculionidae. The record is from the annotation of a GenBank genome assembly.
GCGAGAGUGUGGUGAUAGUGGCCGCAGGAAUCGGUCGUUUUGUGGUGCGUAUAUGUUCGCGUCGUCGUCUUUUUUGGUGUUCCAAGACGACCAAUAUUAGGGCAGCAUCUCAUCAUCCAGAUCGUCCACAAUGACUGCCGAACGCGACAAAUGUGGCCUUAGUUCCCUACUUCCGAUAUCCUGCCGAGACCGUGCCGAAGCCUUCGCCCGCAACCUUCAGUCGCGCCUACAUUCGUUGGGUUCCCAAAACAGUACCUCAGAAGACAGAAGCUGGCUCGGUUCUCACGAUAGUAACAACAUAGCCCUCUCACAGCCCCUUCACAAUCCCGAUACCGAACGGUACUUGGCUUUGGAUAUGCUCGAAUCUCCUUGCAGCCCCCAGGAUGAAAUCGAAGAAAGUGAAUUACGUAAACUUUUGAAUAAUAAGGAGGUCGGCAAUAGUUGUCUUUGUCCUAUUAAAGUUAAUAGUAGUAGUGGGAUUAAAUUAAAUGGGCUUACACGGCAUUAUUCUGGAGACAGCGACAACGAAGUUUUUUACGAUAUAGACGACGACCCUCCUAAUAAUCAACCGUAUGCUAAUGGUAUGUCGCAUUCAACAUCAAGCAAAAGCAUUGAAAGUGAAACUGAAAUAGAUGUAAACUCGCAAGGGACUGGUAGUGAUAUUUUUGCUACGUCACAGGAUUGCACACCGCAACAAAGCGUAAGCGAUGAAAUGUCCACUGUGAGCCUUAGAGAUGAUAGUUCUAACAGCAUUUGUGAGGAAUGUGAAAAUGAUAAAAAAUUAGAGACUGAAAUUAGUGAUAAUAACGAAGAAUAUGUUAAUGGUGAGGAAUCUAAUGAAAAUGAAAUCAACGAAGACAUAUAUAUUAGUAGAUUAACAAUACAAACAGAACUUGUUGUGGAAUGUGCUAUUAAUGAGGACAAAAAAGAAAAUGAAUCAAGGAUAAUUUCAAAUAAUGAUAUUGAAGCUGAUGAUGAUGAUGAUGAUAAUGAUGAUGAUUAUAUUCCAAGAGUCCGGAGGUGUUCUUCAUUGAAAACUGGUAAAACACCACCAGGUACUCCUGGGAGAAAGAAGAUUGUUCGAUUUGCAGAUGUUUUAGGCUUAGAUUUAGCAGACGUAAGAACCUUCCUAGAUGAAAUUCCAAAAGUUCCGAAAUCAGCCUACACAGAUCUAAGCGACGUUGAUUUAUCUGAAUCCUCAUCAGAUUUGAGUAAUAUAACAAACGGUCUCAAGUUCCAUGGUUUAAAAAUAGAACGCUUUCUAUUGCCAUUAUUUGAACAACCAGCGGGAUCACCGAAUUUCCUAGAUAAAGUUAGAGAUAAUCAAGUAUGUCUCGAAAAUGCCUUAGUAGAAGACCCAAUUUUAUUCAAAAUUAAAGGCACUGUUAGAGUGAAAAACCUGGAUUUCAACAAGUCAGUACACAUCCGAUAUACUUUGGACUCAUGGAAAACUUUUGCGGACGUCCAGGCUAUAUACGUCAACAAUUCUUGUGACGGGUUUUCGGACAGAUUUUCGUUUACCAUUUACGCGCACACGUUAUCGGUCGGACAGAAAAUCGAACUGGCUUGCAGGUUUCAGUGCAAAGGGUGCCAAUAUUGGGACAAUAAUGGGGGCAAGAACUACGUAUUUCAAUGUCUACCGGGUGCUACCAAUAAUACUGCGACACCAGUGGUGAUAAGUCAUGGACAUGCUGAUUGGGGUGCUAGUUUUUAUUAGAAGGUCCAUUCUAAAAAGGACUCAAAUUUGGAAAUAUUACGAGAUCCUUCAGCUUCCAAAGGCGUCAGCUCGUAGAUGAGAAACUUAAGCCUUAGAAAUACUUCCACGCACUUAUGAUAAAAUAGAAAUAUCAAGAAAGACCUAAGCCAUAAUUUACAAAACGAAACUCAAGGAAGACUAAGCCUACCUUUUGUUUUAAAAUCUUUGUUUUCCUAUUUAUAUUUUACAAAAACCAAUAAUAUAUUUUACAAAAUAGUAUUUUUAUAAUGAUACAGAAAAUUAAUAUAUUCGUCAGGGGUAAAAUGAAUGGAUAUUUUAUUAUUUUACGAUAGAAAUUCACUAAUGUAUACAAAAUUACUAGUGAAUUUUUUAUAAUAAUUAUUUUAUUAUUAAAUUUUAUAUUUAUUUCCUUCCUUCCACCCUUUUUAGUGAUAAAAGAACAAAACUGUAAUUUCUUAGUAUUAUCUAAGAUCAUAUUUUAUCAGUUUUUAAGAGCUGGCUUUUCAAUCAACAGUUAAAAUUCUAUUAGUUUUGAUGGGAUAUACACAUAUACAUAUAUAAUUUAACUGUUAAUAAAGAAUCUGGCCUGUGAAUGAAAUUUUGUUGAAGAUAUUCUAGAUAGCGUUGCUGUUUAUUAAGGUAAUUCUAGUUUUCAGCAUUUUCCUUUGAAAAAAAAAAUGUAAUUUCAAACAGUUGAAUUUUUUUAUACAUAUUGAUUCACAAUUUUGUGUGGUGCUAAAAAACUAUAUACAUAGGUAUUUAUAUUUAUUUAUUUAUUUAUUUUAAAUUUUAGACAUUUUUUUUCUUAAUUGUUUGAUAACAAAAAAUAAAUUAUAUAGGAUUUUAAAAAAGACACACAUGUUAUUUGUUUAUAGGUACAAGAUACAUAAAUGAAAUUAUUGAAAAGAUUGUUAAAUAAUAUUCUAUUUGUUGUUUUGUCAUUUCUCUAACUUUUUGUUUAUUUUUUGAACCUUGUUUUAUUAAGUGCCAAAGAUAAUCUGUUGCAGAAAGUAAAUAAAUUAUAAAAUAUUUGUUUGUAGCCUAACCAACUCUCCAAAUUUCUCAAUAAAUAAUAUUAAUAAUAAACAUCAAAUAAAUAUUGUAAGAUAACAUUUUUUUCAAACAUCUUUGUGUGUUUUUAAUUUAAAAUCAAAAAAGACUUACUCUGCAAUAUAUUAGAAUAUGUCUGUAGUUUCUAAAAUUAGGCUGUGAAAAUGUUAGUAUCAAUGAGAGGCUCAAUCUAAUAUUUUAAUAAACGAAUUCAGGAAAAUGCGGAUAGAGAUGUUGUGUAAUUAUAUAUAAAAAAAAUUGAUUAGGUAAAAAAUAGGGCCCUGCAUGAACGCGGCAUGUUUGUAAAUCAAAAAAAAAUGUAUAUCCUUGUGAAAAAAAUUAAUAAAUCUUUUAUCUUUCA